Molecule: messenger RNA, 259 nt
Organism: Desarmillaria tabescens
Lineage: Eukaryota; Fungi; Basidiomycota; Agaricomycetes; Agaricales; Physalacriaceae
Exons: 3
Source: RefSeq, a predicted model, not a curated record
AUGGGGUCCUUUCCGAAGGAUCUCACCUGUGCAGUGGUACUCGGUUGUUGUCCGCUGGUGGUGUCCUUCGCGAAGGAUCUCACCAGCAGUCUCUUUUUCGAAGGAGCUUGCCUGUUUCGUCGUUCUUGGUUCCCCGGACCUUGUUUGUUGUGCUCACCUGAUGCUUGCGUUUCGUUCCUACAGUUUGUGGCUCUUUGUUCCUUGGUGGAUGAAUCGUACGCCCCCAUUGUGCUCGAUAUCUUCUCAUUGCUGCUGACUU